AUUAUUCAUACAGUUUAUGUUCAACCAUGUUGGAGAAUGCCGAAACGCUCACCAAAAUCUGAAAUCUACAAACCAGAAGAUUCUCAAGAUCCAACUGAACUAGAGGACGUAUCUAGUGUUAAAUCUAGUACUUCAAGUCAGAGACUUAACUCCGAGCCUGGAGAACCAGACACUCCGACAGGAUAUCUAGAAACAAACCUUGACGAAUUGGACGGAUACACAAGUUCUCCAAGUUUAAUCUCUAGGGUUGAUACAACAUUACAUAUUGAACCUACAGAAUCAUUUACUCCAGAUAAUCUUGAUAUUACUCCUCGUCUUGGAGAUAUUGCUGAGUCAGAUCAAGAUCUUUCUCGUGUAAUUGUAACCCAUCGUCUUCUAAGUGUUGAGAAUAGAGAGGUUCAAGAAGAACCUCAUAGAACAAAAAUGUCUGACUCAUUUCAAAAGGUGAAUGGUUUAAAAUGUGGAGCUAUUGUUCUAGUAACAAUUCUUGUAACAAUAACAGCUGUUCUACUAAGCUCUAUACAUAGGAUAGAGGAGGGAAAUGUAGGAGUAUACUUCAAGUAUGGAGCCCUAAUGAAUGAAACUACUCAACCUGGAAUUCAAUAUAUGACCCCAUUUGUUGUUGAUGUAGUUGAGGUACAAACCAGACCUCAGACGGAUUCUCUCCCAACUAUCAUCUCUGUAACCAGAGAUGGGAUUGAGAACACGUUCAAAGAUGUCCAAGUAAUCAGUCGGGUUCGCCCGGAGAAAUUGGUUCCACUAGUUCGUAAGUUUGGGAUAAAGUUUAGAGAAUCUUUAAUCUUCGACAGAGUAAAGGAAGAACUGAGGAUAUUCUGUGCUAAUAACAGUAUUGAUGAUGUGUACAACACUAAGUUUCUUGAAAUAGUUGCGAAUGUAAGAACCAAUCUGAUCAGCAGUAUUGAAAGGUUGGGAGAGGGUGGAAUUGAGAUCCUGAACCUUGUUAUUUCUAAACCUGAUAUUCCGGAAGAUAUUGCAUUCAAUUAUAAACAGGUAAAAGUUCAGUGGACUGAGCAGCUUGUAGCAACACAGAUGCAGAAAACAGAACAGAUUAAGAAGGAAAUAGAGAUGAUUAAAGCUAUAGCUGAUGCAGAACGUAACAAGGCUGUACUGGAGAUCACUAUACAGCAGAGGAUCCUAGAGAAGGAAGGGGAGAGGAACGUCUCCUCCCUGGAGAAUCUGAUUAAGAAGGAGAAGGAGGAAAACUUGGCCAAUAUUGAAAUGUAUAGGAUAGAAAAAGAGGCUGAAGCCAAUACAAAACUGUACACAGAACCGUAUAUCAAGCUCAACCUGGCCAAGCAGCUGAGUUCAAACACCAAGUUUUACUUCUCAGGAGAAACCUCUCCUUUGGGUGCAAUCUUUGAGAAAAUAAUUGGAUCCGGGUCAACUUCUAACUAAUCUUUUAUUCACUACAAAUAAAAGAGAAAGUAUAAUUAAAGUAUGUUGAUUAAAGGGACAGUCAGAGAAAGUAUAAUUAAAGUAUGUUCAUUAAAGGGACAGUCAGCGUAAUUUCAAGUGACCCUUCAUGCACAGAUGGCAAUACCAGAUUCACAACGAGGCCUUACUACCGUCUCCGAAUGCCAGGAGUUAUGAACACCUUACUAAAUUGGUACCAGUCCGACUCUAUCCUCAUACUAUGCAGUGAUUAAUUCCGAUCCAUGAUUAGCUAUAUUUCAACAUUUCAUUUCAAAUAGGAGAUUUGAUUUUCUCAGUAUCCGCCUGGCGUGUCCUAUCACUGGGACUUACAAAUAGGAAUUGUUAGAAAGAAUUGUAAACCUAGACAAUAACGACAAUAUCUACCACAUUAUUGAUCAAAUAAAUGGUUCAAUAGUACUGUUGUGAAUUGAGCAUUGACAUCUCUGCAUGGAAUGCAUGGAGGGUCCAUUUUUUAAAGGUUAAUACUACCUCUCACAGAAAAUAAAAAUCAAACCGAAUAAACUAAAUUGGAUGAUGGGACAUUUUCCAAUUCUUAGCUACAUUUUUAACCUUGUCCGACUUAAACUUUCUGUCCCAAGGAAGAGUGUGAAUAUAUUUUUGAACACUUUCGUUCACAGCAUGGUCCAAAGAAGGGCAAAGUGCAGUGAUUGCGGAUUUUUUUAAUUCAUGUUUCUGGAUUUUUCCCUCUUACUGAAAUUUCACAGAAAUUAAUCAAUUAUUCACAAUUAAACAAUAAUAAUUUUAAUCAAUUUGUUUGUUUGUUUUGAUCUCAAUUAUACGUUGUAUUUCUGCAGAAAAUAUAAUUAUAUGUUUCUUAAUACUCUGAGCCCACGAUUUAAAAGCUUCUGCUCGAGUCUUAAAUCCUUAGACACAGGUUUAAGGCUCAAUCUUAAACCCAACUUAUGAAUCAACUGACGACAGCUUGUGUCACAUGAUCGACAGCUGCCAGUUUUUAGGCCCAACUUGAGGAGUUAGGCCUAAAAAAAAAUAAAACCAACCUUGGUUGGUUUUAUUGGAGAACUAGUCUCAAUGUUGAGUCUUAUUCUAAUCAAAUCCCUCGAAUCCACCAAUUCAAAGUUCCAACCAUGAAAAUCCACCAAAUUUACAAUAUUAAUUUGAGUCCGAAUUUAAUGAAUUUAAGCCGCAUCUCAAAUCUACCAA
Molecule: messenger RNA, 2616 nt
Organism: Eurytemora carolleeae
Lineage: Eukaryota; Metazoa; Arthropoda; Copepoda; Calanoida; Temoridae
Product: erlin-2
Exons: 2
Coding region: 37-1416 (459 amino acids)
Biological process (GO): SREBP signaling pathway
Cellular component (GO): endoplasmic reticulum; endoplasmic reticulum membrane
Molecular function (GO): ubiquitin protein ligase binding; cholesterol binding
Source: RefSeq, a predicted model, not a curated record